Molecule: messenger RNA, 798 nt
Organism: Coccinella septempunctata (seven-spotted ladybird)
Lineage: Eukaryota; Metazoa; Arthropoda; Insecta; Coleoptera; Coccinellidae
Product: alcohol dehydrogenase 1-like
Exons: 4
Coding region: 288-710 (140 amino acids)
Cellular component (GO): cytoplasm
Molecular function (GO): oxidoreductase activity, acting on the CH-OH group of donors, NAD or NADP as acceptor
Source: RefSeq, a predicted model, not a curated record
AGGUCAUGCUGGGAGAUGUGAAACUGGAUGAAGGGAAAGAAGCAAUCUGUAAAAUUAUUGACAAGUUUGGAUACAACAGAGCUGCUUUCAUCAAAUGCGAUGUAACACAGGCAAAAGAUAUGGACUGUGAGUAAACUGAAAGUUUAUUCAAUGCUGCACUAUGUGAAUUCAAACAGAUAGAUAUAGUAAUAAACAAUGCAGGAAUACUGGAGGAUCAUCUAUGGGAGAAGACUGUCGACAUCAAUAUAAAAGGCGUUAUUCGUGGCACACUCUUGGGAUUCCACUACAUGCGAAGAAAUAAAGGAGGUGGGAGGAUCAUCAACCUCUCCUCCAUUCUGGGACACCAACACUGCUUUCCGUGCCCAGUUUAUUGCGGAUCGAAACACUUCGUCAUAGGUUUCUCGAGGUCGAUGGGGAGCGAUUUCUAUUUCUGCCAGACAGGGGUGAAGGUGAUGACUCUUUGCCCAGGCGUGACUCUCAGCUCCAUGGUUACGGAGUCGGGAGAGAGGCCUCAACUGGAAGGAUUCGGAGAUACAUCGAAGGCUCUGCAUGACGAGCUGUACAAACUACCAACGCAACCGAGUGAAGUUUGCGGUAAUCACAUUGUUCCCAUUCUUGAAGCUGACAUAAAUGGUUCUGACUGGAUUUCGGAAGACAACGAAGUUUAUAGAGUGAAGAGGGUGGAUCGCCAUACACUCAGAAUUUGUUGAUAUGGAACUCAUGUUCAACAAUAAGUAUAACCUUAUAACACAUUUCAACCAGAUGCAAUAUAGAACUGCAAUAAACCUCAUAUCACUA